UUUGAUGCAUAGCAUUCUGAUUAAUGCCCACGGUUGCACGGUAUUUGGCAUGAACAAUGAUCUUUACCGACUGCACUAUAAACGUCGACAGACUAGCCACACCAUCACCGCGGAAUCAGAGAACUAUAGGUUCUCCAUCGACUUUGUGCCAGCCAUCAGGAUGCACUUCAAUGGAUACGAAUGUCAAGCAGUACCCAAGUAUGGAGGGGGACCAAAAUGGUUCAACGAAUGUACCUUUAUGGUGAACAAUGUCCAAUCGGAGAUACGUCACAUCACUAGUGGUGGUAAGAACAUGCGGGACGCCAUCGUGUUGCUGAAGGCACUGUGCGAAGUGAACAACCUGCCCAAGAUUCGUAACUACCAUUUGGUUUCCACGGCCAUCAACUUAAUCUGCAGUGAUUAUUACGAUGAGUUUUCGUUGGAAGAUGUCUUUCUAAGUCUACUGUACAAUCUAGCCGAAGCUUUUAACGAACACGACCUCCCGUAUGCCAUUUACGGGGAUCUAGAUCUGCUCUCAAACUUUAAUUCACUGAAGGUCAUCGAAUAUGCCGAUGUUUUGAACAGAGCUUUCAGGACUCUGAAAACAUAUCCUGACAAAUACAACCUUUCUUUUGAGCGCUGCAGCUGGCACUUUUAUGGCGAUGAUGACUAUUACGAAUAAGGCUAAUCAGUUUUAUAAAUAAGUUUUGACAAUUUUGAAUGUUAUAAUAACAUUUUUUACUUUUCGCAUCGAAACUUUUACCAUUCUAAUACCUAACAUUAAGCAGAAAUGUUUAUCUCAGAAUUUUUAUUAUUUUUCUUUUUGAUUAAUGUAUUGAAACACUUGCCUAUAUAUAAACUUUUUCUUUUAAUUUUGGAUGAAAGCGUUCGUAAAGUUUGCACGCCCUUAAUUUUUAAUUAUCAAUAAACAAUUUGCCAAAUUUUUAUUCUGACAAUGACAACCUUUCUUAUGAGCGCUGCAACUGGCACUUUUAUGGCGAUGAUGACUAUUACGAAUAAGGUUAAUCAGUUUUAUAAAUAAGUUUUGACAAUUUUGAAUGUAUUAAUAACAUUCAGAAUCUUUCGCAUCGAAACUUUUACCAUUCUAAUACCUAACAUUAAGCAGAAAUGUGUAUCUAAGAAUUUUUUUUAUUUUUCUUUUUGAUUAAUGUAUUAAAGCACUUGCUCAUUUAUAAACAUUUUCUUUUAAUUUUGGAUGAAAGCGUUCGUAAAGUUUGCACGCCCGUACUUUUCAAUUUACAAUAAACAAUUUGCCAAACUUUUUAUGCUUUGAAUACUCUGUAUAUUAGUUUUAAGAAGUUUCUGUUAAGUAUUAAGAACUGAACCUCGAGAAGAAUAUUUUUAUAAACAGAUUGAUUAAUGGACAAUAAAUACAAGAAAAUAUUCUCUUAAUUUUGAUUGAUUCAUGUGAGUUAUGCAUGCAGCAAAGCGUCUGCUUGCACUGC
Molecule: messenger RNA, 1445 nt
Organism: Drosophila takahashii
Lineage: Eukaryota; Metazoa; Arthropoda; Insecta; Diptera; Drosophilidae
Source: RefSeq, a predicted model, not a curated record